Messenger RNA from Bursaphelenchus xylophilus (pine wood nematode), 2000 nucleotides. The record is from the annotation of a GenBank genome assembly. Lineage: Eukaryota; Metazoa; Nematoda; Chromadorea; Rhabditida; Aphelenchoididae.
AUGGACUACAAAAAAUUGCCGGACGAAACCCAGUCGGUUUACUCACAGGACUCGACUUUAGUCAAGGAGGACAAGAUGGAGAGCGAUCCACCUGUUUAUGUGGCCGAACCUGCUCGGAAAUUGAAGCGGACAACGAGAUGGAAACGAUUUUUGGAUAGUAAGUGCCUUUAUGCGAAAUUGUAAGCUCUAUUUUUUUGUUUUCAAAGCAAUUGUUUGACGGAAAAAUAAGAAAAAUGCAAAAAAUUUGAAGAAAAAAAAAUUUUUUUAUAAAAGAUAAUUGGACUACUGUUAGCAGCAAUAAUUUUAAAAUACGGUGUAGGUGGAAAAUUCUAUUUUAUUUCCCCUGGUUCUGCAUCAAUUUUCCAUCAAAAAUAAAAAAUUUUUUAUCAAUUUUUCACUUAAAAGCGCAAUUUCCCCUAACUAGGGAAGUGUACAAACGAACCCUCACCAAAUGGCAAGUGUUAUACACCAUUGGAAAGCCCUUGAAAAAUGAUGAAAGGUACCAUUUUCAUUUUUUGCAGAAUGCCUCAGGGCAAAAAAUUAUAAACGGUUGAUUUGUCCCUUAAGUAGUUACAAUAUCUGCUGUGGCGCAAAAUUAAUCUUAUUUCAAAACGCUAAAUGGUAAAUAUUGCUGCUAGGUUGGCCUAAGAAUCAUUAUGGAGCUUGGCGCGUGCCAGUAAAACCAUUUUACAUAUGAUAUUUACUGGUUUUAAACAGCCAUAACGUGAAAAAACACUUUUCACUUUUUUUAAUUUUGAAAAACAUGUAAGUUUGAUGGUUUUAACCGUAAUCGACCGUUUUCUAGAAAAAUUAAAGCGUUUGUAAAAGCUUAAUUCAAAUAUUAUCCUAACUGUAAGAACGCAAAAUGUUUUUGCCCAAGCUGGGAAUCGAACCUAGCUUGGUUUGGCUUAUCAGCCUGCUCAGCAACCACUGCACUAUUGAAGCAACCCUCUUCGAGGAUUUUUUCCUGCCCAAGAGAAAAAAAGAUUUUUGUUGCGAAAUGACCUAAAAAUAAUGAAAUUUACAGUAUGUCGUCGCGGAAAGGCAUUCUGCAAAAAAUGAAAAUGGUAUCUUGCAUCAUUUUUCAAGGGCUUUCCAAUGGUGUAUAUCACUUGCCAUUUGGUGAGGGUUCGUUUGUACACUUCCCUAGUAAGGCUAUGAUUCCAAAAUUAAGCGAAAAAUACAUGAACUACUAAUAUUUUUCGUGAACAAUAGUGUUCUCUUCAAUACUUUCACUAUUUCACACUUUUGUCUGGGCGCAGACUGCGGGUGACAUUUUAUACGAAGAAUCUUCUUUAGAAGUAUCAAAAAAUCAUUCAUGAACUUAAUUUUCCCUUCUAGGUUAUGCUCAAAAUUCGACAUUUUCUGUCCAUAAAUCAGGCGCGGGUGACAUUUUAUACGAAGGGUGACAUUUUAUACGAAAGCUUCCAUAAGUCUCCAAAUGUUUCGAAAAAUUACUGACCUUAUUUUUCCAGGAAAUAUAACCGUUCGACAGUUACUAAUAAUCCUGGUAACAUGUUAUCUUCUUCUUAUUGUCAAUGAAGAGCUCGGAAUCACAAGAAAUAUUGGGAAUGCAAUUGGAGAUGCGAUAGAUUGGGUUUGUGGAAUUGGCAGGGCAAUAUGUAGACUUUUUGACCACCUUACAGCACCUGAAGACCCAAUUGUAAUGGAUCCAUAUGCAAAAUGGCCGGGAAGAGUGAGUUUUUCUUUUCGUUUUUUGCACAGUGCGGCCAUGGAAAAUGAAACGUGAUUUUUAGAGCCUUUGGUAAAAUUUCGAGCUUGAUGUUUUCAGCAUAGUAUGUCAGUAUAUUUCUCAUUCACUUGUGCAAAAUUUGCCAUUAUCUUGGCCCUCAGCACAGUGCAAAUUUAUUUCAAUUUUUUUCAACUGCACCGUGCGAAAAAAAUAAUUUUUCAAUUUUCAGGCUGAAAUCGAACGGACCAGAGAAAAAUUUGGCCCCAGUGUCGCUGCAAGACUCGAAUUUCCCGGUAACUACGACUGA